Messenger RNA from Rhipicephalus sanguineus (brown dog tick), 1451 nucleotides. RefSeq names its product PI-PLC X domain-containing protein 1. Gene Ontology annotation, molecular function: phosphoric diester hydrolase activity. Gene Ontology annotation, biological process: lipid metabolic process. The record is from RefSeq and is a predicted model, not a curated record. The transcript is spliced from 2 exons. NCBI's taxonomy places the organism in Eukaryota, Metazoa, Arthropoda, Arachnida, Ixodida, Ixodidae. Bases 13 to 1347 code for a protein of 444 amino acids.
AUAUCUUGCGAUAUGAAGAUGAGCUUGGUAGCCGUGGUUGCCUGCCUGCUUAUAUUGACGUCAGCUCACGUCUACAGCACAGGUUUAAGACAUCGCGGCGUUUAUCUCACCGUGUCUUCGUACGAGGGAGCACGCAGGAAGCCCGGUCACUUCGAGGUCAACUGGUACGGCGUGGACGUGGACCACCUCAACAGGACGUUUGUCGCUCUGCUGUCGGAAGCGCCGAACUCUCACAAGUGGAAGAACGCGCAGCUGUACCCUGUUAAACAAAGCGCCGGGCGAAUGACGACUCCCGUCAAGUUUCCGAAGAACAGCACAGAACUCGCGAUGAGCGGAAAUUGCCUGGACUACUGGGCCGUCCUACUACAAGUCGACGAGGUCACAGGCAAUAACGACGCCGUGGUCGUAGAUUCUUCGUGCCUUCGCGGUUAUCCCAGGUGGAUGCGCGAGAACUGCUGCCACUUUGCCAAUCUCAAACUGGACGAGCUUUUCGUGCCGGGGACGCACGACUCCGCAAUGUACGGCUUGAAGCGAGACUGGCCCGUCGGGGACUUCAUCUUCACCCAGGACCAAACGAUCGCCCACCAGCUCGCCUUCGGAGUCAGGUCUUUAGACUUGAGAGUCGGGUUCAUUGACGGGGCAUUCUGGAUAUUUCACGACAAGUUCAAGGCUCAGGUCUCGGUGGAGACGGUGCUGAGGCAGGUCAGAACUUUCGUGGAAACGACUGGAGAAGUCGUGGUGCUUGAUUUCCACAGGUUCACUCUGGGUUUCGACCGCUACGCGGACCCCGUUGAGGAACGUCACCGAAUGCUCGUCCAUCUGAUAAUAAACACCCUCCAGGGAGUGGUGGCACACAGGCGACUGUUCAACGGCACCCUCGAAGACUUGUUCGGUGGUUGCGGUAGGCGGGCGACGCGGCAUAGGCCGACGGUGUUCCUCAUGUACAACUACGACUACGUGGGUCCCCACUCCGAGUACCUGUGUCCGGGAGUGGUUCAGAACUGGGCGGACGCGCAAGACCUCGACUAUCUCGUUGAGUACCUGGAGAAGAACGCCUGCAAGAAGUUUCCCGGUACCCUAUCCUCGGCCCAAGCCGAGCUGACAGUCAAGUUUCCCUCCCAGGUGGACGCGAUACGCGAGCUGGCGGAGAUUGUGAAUUUCAACGUGACUAACUUGUUCAGGGAGCACUUUUGGAACUGCACGAACAUCGUGACGAACGAUUACUUCCUGGGCAGCGGCACUGUUGAACUGGCCAUUGAAGCUAACAGGUACAGGGGAAAGUUAAAGGGAGGACUGAGGAGAUGCGAAAGCGGGUUCCUGCGAGGAUCGUUGACAAAUACGUUGUGAUUAGAGACGGAAUUCGCCAAACGCUAAGUGACGAGCGUGGUGCGCUCAUGCUGUGGGAAAACGCUAGUGUGUGUUAUUGUGCAGUGUGGAAGCAACAAAAGAAC